Anisakis simplex (herring worm) is the source of this 1029-nucleotide messenger RNA. NCBI's taxonomy places the organism in Eukaryota, Metazoa, Nematoda, Chromadorea, Rhabditida, Anisakidae. The record is from the annotation of a GenBank genome assembly.
UUAAUGAAACAUCGUUUUCCUUUCAAUACUUUUAACUUUACAUCUGCAGAUGUGUUCUUGUUUAAGGGUGAAGUGCAACAAAUUGAAUUUUCUGAACCGCUUUUGUCCGGAGAUUACCGUUUGCUACAAGUGGAUCCCGAACUAGCCGAUCAGAUUGAGAAAGGUUCAAGUUUGACAUUCCGUGGUGAGUUGGAUGACUAUCCUGUGCUAUGUACGAAGGAUACGACGUACUGUGUGAAGGAGGCCGAAACGUCGAAUACACUCUUGGUUUUACCUCAGUUGGAUUUUACCAAUGAUAAGAGUGAUGAAAACGAGCGAAUUCUGGCAACGCGUAAGGUGAUCGCAAUGCAGUCGAGAUAUCUGGAAUUGAAGAAGAUCAAUGUGGUAUCGUCGAGUCGUCUUAGAGAGUUGUUGCGAGAAAAUGAAUUGCAGUGGGAUGCGGACGAACAAGCUGACGAGAACAUGGAACAGAACGCAAAAUUGUAUGCUUUCGUUCAUCAUUUAGUUCCAAACACUAUUUAUUUGACAAAUAUUGUAUCCUACUUAUCGGCUGUUGAAGGUUAUUACCGAAUGUUGUCAUCGAUUUAUCGUGAUCAACUGCUGAUGGAACUAACAGACUGCUGUGAUGAUGAUGAAGAGCCUGACAUCCAGAUCAAUUCGAUACGUCUGAAAACUCUCACAGAGGCACUGCAGAGGCGCAAUCCUACGAAAGAAAUUCCUUCAGACGCCGUGCUCUGGCUUCUGAAAGCCCAUUGCACUGUUGUGAAUGGACUUGGAGUGGAUUGCAAUAUUUCUGAAUCGGUGUUUCGCAUUUCAGAAGGUGAUGAGACUAGUGAAUUUGCGCUUGAUGAACGUGCCGUAUGCCGAUCGAAGAUCUCACAACUGCUCCGAGCUGCAGUUCGUUUCGAGUAUUCGGCAUUCGAGAAACUUAUACGACAGAUGCUGCCAGAGGGCAUCGAAAUGAAGGCUAGCGUCAUUUUUCAUUUCGAUGUACUGAGUAAAUUUAUGCGAAUGAAAAUUACGAACUGA